AUGUACCGGACGCACGAUCAGAGGCUGGUGUUGUUAUUUACAAUGAAUUUUUAUUUAUGUUUGGUGGAAUUGCCUAUGACGAAAAAGAUGGAAUCUGCAGGAUUCCAGCAGCCUCCAGAACGAUUUUCGCAUUCAGUUGCGUUGUUAUAUGACGAUAAUAAUGAUAGCGACGCUUAUUUGUUAGUGUAUAGUGGUAGGCACUUAUUAUUUUCAAGUUGGACUUUACUGGAUGAUGCAUGGGUCUACGACCUGAGAGUUAACGAAUGGUUGAGUAUAACUCCAUCUACUUACGUCCCUCGUGCCUACACGUCAAUAGUUACGACGAAAGGGUCUAAUAUGUGGUUUUUUGGAGGAUAUUAUAAACCACAACAAAGCUCAAGUGGUUACGUCUACGAUGAUAUUGUUCUUGGCGAGUUCGAUUUUCAAAAAAUGGAAUUGGAAGCACGGCAUGUUAUCACUAGGAGUGAUGAUGCUUCUCCUUCGUUGCGCUAUAAUCACCAAGCUACUAUUUGGCGUGGAGACAGUAUGGUUAUCCAUGGAGGGAGCUACCAAAGCCAACUCGGUGAUGUUUGGGUUUUCAACACGACGAAUGCUGUGACAAUUGAUGCAAAUAUGAAUAAGCUUCCUCUGGACCCGGAAUCACUAGCUUACAUGCUAGGAGCGUUUAUUCUCGUGAUCAUUUUCGUUCUGUUAGCAGUUAUUUUCAGGUGGCGGCGCGCGGAUCGAACUAAUUUACGUACUGCUCAAAUGCGAGGCGUCGCAGUUGUUCGGGGUGUGAUGAAGGAGAGGCUGGACCAACUUCAAAUUACGAAGUAUAAUCGUUCUGAGCGGAAACCAGACACACGAACAGAGCAAUAUCAUGCAGCGAGCGAUAAUUUGAUUGAAAAUGAAGAUAUUUGCCCAAUUUGCUUGAUUGAUUUUGAAGACGGUGAAGACGUUCGAAAUUUACCUUGCAAACACAUAUUUCAUGUCACCUGCAUUGAUGAGUGGCUGAAACGAAAUACAUCAUGUCCAAUGUGCAAAUGCAAUGUGGAUCUAGAUGCUGUAAAUCCAAGUAUCGAUCCACCACCAGCUCCCAUAUUAAGAGGAGGUGCCGUCGUCACGCCUGUCACAUAA
Molecule: messenger RNA, 1116 nt
Organism: Plasmopara halstedii
Lineage: Eukaryota; Oomycota; Peronosporomycetes; Peronosporales; Peronosporaceae
Exons: 5
Coding region: 1-1116 (371 amino acids)
Molecular function (GO): zinc ion binding; protein binding
Source: RefSeq, a predicted model, not a curated record